UUUGUUUGUUUAUUUAUUCAAAGACAUAUCAUUGUCAUCAUAAACAUGUUUGUAUGGGAGAUGCUUCUGUACGGGAGCAUCUCCUGGUUUCAAGACUCAUGACACGUUUUUUAAUGGAAUGCAUCCUUUCCCCUCUCUCUAUCUCCUCUUCUCAUCUCUUCCUGUCACUCUUCUUAUCUCCUUCUCAUCUUCUCCUUGUCUCUGGCUUCUCUCCCUCUCUUUUUGCCUUUCCUUUUCACUCUCUCUCUCUCUCUCUCUCAUCUGCUCUUUACCCUCCUUUGCCUCUAUCUUCCUUCUCUCGGUAGCUAAGAUGACUGCCAUGACAAUUCAAUGAGAGGAGAGUGAAGUAUCCCCGCUUGCUGGAAAGGACACACAGUGUGUUCAAGGUAAAGAGAAGAGAGGGAGAAGAAGAGAGGAGGAGGAAGAAGAAGAAGAAAGAAGGCAUAAGAAGAGAAAGGAGAGGUAGAGGAGCGAGGGAAGGGGAGAGAAAGGAUAAACGGUGGAUGGAGGCGGCUCGGACCGGGGCUACGGAGCGCUCUUCACCGACGAAGAAGAAGAAGAACAGCAGCAGCAGGGGGGAGAAGACAUGGAGGCAAAAGGCAGAAACAUGCCCUCAGAUAUCACUUUCCUCCCGCGCCCAGCGAUGGUGUGGUGUGAGCGGGGCAUCCAGGUGCUGCUGACCACCAUGGGAGCGUUCGCGGCCUUUUCUCUAAUGACGGUAGCUAUUGGUACAGACUACUGGCUGUACGCCCGCGCCUUCAUCUGCAACAGCACAGCCAACUCGUCCCAGGAGGACUCCAACAACAAGGACAAGAAAGACCCUGGGGCACUUACCCACUCCGGCCUCUGGAGGAUCUGCUGCCUGGAAGGCUUGAAGCGAGGUGUGUGUUCCCAGAUCGAUCAUUUCCCAGACGACGCUGACUACGACCAGGAUUCUGCAGAGUAUCUGCUGCGUGUGGUGCGAGCCUCCAGCAUCUUCCCCAUCCUCAGCGCCAUAUUGCUCCUGCUGGGUGCAGUGUGUGUUGCUUCCAGUAGCUUCUACAAGAGCAAAAGAAACAUAAUUCUCGGCGGAGGGAUCCUAUUUGUAGCUGCAGGCCUUAGUAACAUCAUCGGAGUGAUAGUGUACAUCUCAGCAGCACUGAGCGAAAUCUCCCCCAAGAAAGACGAGGACAAGAAGUGGCACUACUCCUACGGCUGGUCCUUCUAUUUCGGCGGCCUGUCCUUCAUCCUGGCCGAGAUGGUGGGCGUCCUCGCCGUAAACAUUUACAUCGAGAAGAACAAGGAGCUGCGCUGCCGCUCUCGCACCGACCUCUUCAAGAGCACCACGCACGCCAUGCUGCGCCUGCCCAGCUACCGCUUCAGACGACGCUCUCGCUCCAGCUCGCGCUCCACCGACCCGCCGCGCUCGCAGGAGACCUCGCCCAUUGGCACGUCCAAGACCUUCAGCCUGCCGCCCUCUGCUCCGCCCUUCUCUGUCGCCACUCUGCCAAACCCGCACCACAGCAGCAGCGGUGGAAGUGGAGGCGGCGACAUCUCCAUGUACACCCUGACGCGGGACUCCAAGAUGGGCAGCCUGGGAGGCGGCGCUCCACCUCUCUAUGGCACCGUGGACCGCGCCACACUGUACCAACUCCACAACUACUUUCCAAAAGAUUCCAGCGGCAGUGGCGGAGGAGGAGGAGGAGGAGGAGGAGGAGGAGGGGGGAUGAGCAGUGGCACCCUCCCAUCUCACUCCAAGUCCAACUUGGCGGCGGCGGCGGCUGUAGCCCAGAAUGCAGCACCUCUGAAUACCUCCACGUCCGCCGUCACACCAGCCCAGCCAGCUCCGAUAUCUACAGCCACCAUGGAGAGGGACAGGGGCAACAUGGGAACCCUGGACCGACUGACGGCCAAAAGAGACAGGGAUAGCAACUCAGAUACACUUAACAGGAAAACUACGCCAGUUUAAAACUACACCUCAGAGAGACGGGAGAGAGGGUUUUCAGAGAAGUUAGAGAUAUCUGAGUUGAGAGAGAGAGAGAGAGCAAGAGUAGGGCUGAAAAUGUGUGGGUGACACUUCAAAUGUAAUGUUUCUGUCCUUGAGCCUGGGGUAUCUAGCUGCCAUAAUUACUUACCAAUAUAACAGUCAUGGAGCACCUGAGAUUAUGUGCAAACUCAUGACAACUGCCUUAAAAUGGUCAUGACUUUAGCCAACCCUUGUUUUUGAUUUAAUUAUACAGCAAUGGUGCAGUGGAGGCUUCAGCAUGAGGAAAAUGUUUUGUUGUUCUACAAAAUCACACACACACACACACACAAAUACACGCACACACACACACACACACACGCACACAUACAUACACACACACACACACAUACACACACACACACACACACAACUGGGAGCUUCCCAGUAAAACCAGUCUCCCGCUGCAGAAUGGGGGAGAAGCGCCUUGCUGAAGAGGCAGGGGAGCUCAGUAGUUAUUUACUCUCACCUUCAACAAUCAAAUCGACCUUAACAAGAAGGGACCACUGAGCUUUGAUUUUGUGACUUAUAAGUCAAAUGAUUUCUAGGUUCAAAUUGAACUGACUCUAGUUUAAAAGUUAAAGUCUUUUACACAUUUAAACGUCCAGUUUGACCCUGGAAACCACCAAAUCUUGAAGAAAAAAAAAAUACUUUCUGGUAUUUAAAAACUUUUAAACAUCAUAAAUAAUUAUUAAAUAAAAGUUGCCAGAUGGCACACGCCACAAUUCAGUUACAUUUCUGUUUUUAAAAAGAACAGAAAGACACAGACGGGUACAUUCAGCCAAGGAACAAGCUGCUCGGUGUGGAGCCAACUGCCAUUUUAAGGUCAACAGUAGCUACCUAACCUCAGGUGCCAAGAGAGUGGCCUCAGCCCUAUCUAACCUACUAACCUACACACACACACAUACACACACACACACACACACACACACACACACACACACACACACACACACACACACACACACAUCCGAAGAGGCUGACACACUGUGAGCCCAUUUAUUUUUCAUUGUGUGUCGAAGGUAAUGACAGUGACAGAUGGGCAUUCUCCUCACUCCCACAGAAAGGCACAGCCAUAGACUUCAAUCUUCACCCUGUACGCCUCCAUUACGCCACUGCCAGUUGUCCCAGUUUGGCCAAUCCCUGCUACAAAUGUCCAUCUGAACAAGUAACUUCAUCUGACGUUAAAUUCCUUGAGUCUUUUUUUCCCUUGUAGAAUUCUUGCCAAAUUGAAGUCGACUGCUCUUCUUGUUUCAGAGGAUGAUUUUACUAAACAACAGGAAUUGCGUGAACAAAUGUUCAGCAUUCAAAUUUACUGUCAGACCUAAAUUAAAUUAAGCCUGUUAUUGAUAAUUAACCCUAAAGCCAGACGGGAAUGUUGAUGUUGCAAUACUAGAUGUAGUACCUGCAGGCCUGUGACCUGAAGCCAGUUCUGGUCUAGCGUAUUAUAGUCAGAUGUACAUCCACCUCCAUGACCUCCAUGACCUCAUGUUCCACCAAACACGUUCUCACUCCCAACGCGUCCCAGAGCCACGCUCGGUCAGGUGUCUUUAAUGUUGUUUCUGACGCAAAAAGUCUUCUUUAACGUCUAGCCCUGUGGCGUCAUUUUUCAACGCACUCGGUCAGGACACUUGGCAUACCGUUUUUAAAGCUCUGGGUUGGGACGUAUGUUUAACUGACAAGAACGGGACAGGUUUAGGGAAUUUUUUGGAUGGGGUUACAAAACGGACGUUUCAGUGAGAGGUGAACGGGACACGAACCCCGUUCUCCUGGAUGAAAGUCCUGUGUUGUAUGACCCAUCCACCACCCCGACCUGUGUCCUUAUGAGGAUUUUUGGUUCUUAAUACUGCUCCAUAUAUACAUUGGCGCUCUUAAUACUACGUCAUCUUACAGCGCCACAGUUGUGCUACUGUACUGCCAUGCCAAAAUCAAGCGUCAGGAUUUGGUGAGUCAGGAAUGACAACAGGUUGUUCCAUCUCACUACGUGAAGAGCACUGGAUAUAAAUCCCAAAGUGUCUAAUGUGAACAUGAGUUACAUUAGAGCCUGUGCUGGACUGUAAUGGCCAUAAGACUCAGACUUAGACUUCUCUUUAGUAAUCCUUUUAAUGAUGACCCGCAAGGAAAUGGAAAUUUCCAGCAGCAGUUUUCAGCAAGAAGAACACAGUAUAGAGAGAAAAAGAAAAAGACACGAUAAAGAUAACAAUAACAGUAAUAAUAAUAUAAAAAUAAAACCUUAACCAAACAUAACGUAACAGUAGCUUUAUUUUGAAAGAUAAACCGUGCUAAUUGGAGCACAGUUAAUAAAUCAUAUUGCAAGAUAUCUCUCACUGGCUUGAAAACAAAAGAAGCUGCAAAGCCAGUCCCACCAAACCUCAUCUGUAAGCAGUGCAGCCAAUAGUGGAGCUCCUCGGGUGAAAAACACAAUUUCAAACCCUGAAAUGUCACUCGCUGAGCAAGUCGUUUUAUUUAAUCGCUGGUACUUUCCAAACCUUGCUUGUUAAUUAUGGUCAUUUUGUGUCAUCAGACAGUAUAACUGUUGCUAAAUGCACCUUUGUGGUUGAUGGAAGUACUUGUUAAGAUGGACUUAUGAUUUAUUUGCCAAAUGUGAUACCAGGGUUAGUAUGACUGUUUAUGAAGAUGUAUCGGUACCAAAGGCUACGAGGCAGCAUUCGUUAAGUGUUCCUACAAAGGGCUGCAACCACGGGUAAAAGGGUGGGGGUCAAAUCAGUUAACACUCAGGGGGGGUUUGACCACAGAUCAAAGGCUAAACAUGUAAAUCCUGUUAGUCCGAUAUGAAGUAUAUUAACCCUUUUAUCAAACAGAGUUCCUGACUUAGUCCUGAAGUAUAACGCACAUGUUCAGCACAUUAUGGAUUAUUAACUGAGUGAUUAAAUAUCUUAAUAUAUGUUCUAACUAAACAAUUUUGAGUGCAGUUUGUAUUUUUUAGGAAAUUUCAAGUAGAUGAAAUUCUUUAAUGGAUGUACUGCAUAACAUUUUGGACGGAAAACCCUUCCCACAUCCUAAAUCUGAUUACUGGACUAAAACACUGAACUCUGAAUGCACUUCUGGAUCAGCUGUGUUUGCAAAAUGAAUUCAACCCAACCGUGGUCGACGGCAAGCUGGAGGAGGGAAAGAGAAAAGAGCACAUCAGCUGGUUUCAGUCC
This is a messenger RNA of Etheostoma spectabile (orangethroat darter), 5166 nucleotides long. It is a transcript of the gene cacng8a, whose product is annotated as calcium channel, voltage-dependent, gamma subunit 8a. Gene Ontology annotation, cellular component: postsynaptic density membrane; AMPA glutamate receptor complex. NCBI's taxonomy places the organism in Eukaryota, Metazoa, Chordata, Actinopteri, Perciformes, Percidae. Bases 587 to 1948 code for a protein of 453 amino acids. The record is from RefSeq and is a predicted model, not a curated record. The transcript is spliced from 5 exons. Gene Ontology annotation, molecular function: voltage-gated calcium channel activity; channel regulator activity. Gene Ontology annotation, biological process: regulation of AMPA receptor activity; calcium ion transport; postsynaptic neurotransmitter receptor diffusion trapping.